Mesorhabditis belari is the source of this 816-nucleotide messenger RNA. The record is from the annotation of a GenBank genome assembly. Lineage: Eukaryota; Metazoa; Nematoda; Chromadorea; Rhabditida; Rhabditidae.
AUGGAGUUUCACAGGAUCCCGUCAAAUGAACUGGCGACGGCUCAAUCGAUCAGUCGACGCGCCUCCUCGUCAUCGUCGAGACACUCGAGCAACGAUGUUUCGUCGCUUUGCGGGGAAAUUAUGUCGAUGCCACCGCAAACAGCCACCACUCAGCCCACGCAAACCCCGUUGACUUAUGCACAAUCGUCGUCACAGCUUGGGACCUCCUCGACCACUGGUACAACGACGACCACCUCAACGAGUACCGAAGGUGUUGCUGGGCGAUAUCGAGUCUACAAUACUGGCCAAGAUGUGACGGCAAAACACUUGGAGCAACUUUGUGUCGUGCCGAGCGCUUUGCAAGCCACCAACGACGGAGUCGUUUGUGUGCAGCCAUUUGUGACAAUUCUCGAGUACCCGGAUUUGGGCCGAAACGAACAACACGCGAAACACGCCGAACGCGGCAGCAACAAUCCGUGGCGAAAGCAUGGUGCCCUGAGCAAAAUAUGCGAGAUUGGCGGGAUGGUACAUGUUGGCGAUCGAAAGCAGAAACAGUAUAAAUGCGUGAUGCCCGGCUCGUCGACUCCUUGUGCCCCGGAAACGCCGGAGAUGACACUCAAUCGGGACAAGACUCGCGCCUCGUUACUGGACACUCUUCAGCUGAACCAAGGCGUCCCCGCCGCACAACUUGCCUGCGACAUGGCGCUCGCGAUUGAGACUCUUGUCGCCGAGACUUGCGAUUUCAUUGAGCAGCCGAGCAGCACAGUCGACGGCAGCAAAAACGGGGAGACGACGUCGACGAGGGCCGAGACUGGGAAUGAGAAAGAGAAGAAGAUA